Molecule: messenger RNA, 1938 nt
Organism: Paramecium tetraurelia
Lineage: Eukaryota; Ciliophora; Oligohymenophorea; Peniculida; Parameciidae
Exons: 4
Biological process (GO): cilium movement; cilium assembly
Cellular component (GO): extracellular exosome; motile cilium
Molecular function (GO): protein binding
Source: RefSeq, a predicted model, not a curated record
AUGGAACCAGAUCCAAAAUUAUUGUCUCUCUUAGAGAAGGUUAAUAAUCCAAUUGAGUUGUUCAAAAUACAGAUAACUGUGAAAGGAGUUUAUGGAUUUAGUGAAGAUUGGAAAUUAACAGAUGAAACGAAUCCAGGAAUAUUUGCAAAUGUAGUUCGGUACUAAGGGGAAGAUAUGUUUGGCAAGAUCAAGGGUCGAGAAUUGACAGAGAAAGAGAAAUUUGAAGAGUAUUAGAAAAAUAGUAAAAAGAAUAAAAAGGACACUAAGAGUCCAGAGGAAGAAGAAUAAAUGAAAAAGGCAUUGGCAUUGGAGGAAGAGGAAGAAUUGAAGAAAUAAUAGCAUUUGGGGACUUUAUAAGAGCAGGAUAAAUUGUUUUUUAUUUCUGAGGACAAAUUCAAAACCAUAAGCAUCUAAUAUGAAGAAACUCAUACUAUUGAAAUUACAAAUGUACGUUAAUUAGAGGAAGAGAUUCUUGAGAACAGAAACUUCAUUUAUUUUAUUAGAUAACCUGCAAUCACAGAGGAAGAAUUAAUUAAAUUGAGGAAAGGUAAGACUAAAAAUCUGAAUAAUGCUGAAUUAACUUAAAUAAUAUUUAAGGGAGCUUUCGAUUUAUCGGAUUUAUUAGAGCCAGGAUGUACUCGUACAACUGUGAGAGCAUUUUUAAAAUAAGAAGAAAAUGCAGAUUGUCCUAAAUACAAUAGUGAUAAGUUGUAUGUCAAAGUAGAAAUAGAGACAGAACCUGCUCUCACUCCUUUGGUAGAAGAUAUUCCAAAGUUGGAUAUUGAACCAAUCAUUGUUUAAAGAAUACCCAGCAAAUUUGAGUGUGUUGGGUAAUUUCAAAGGGACAUUAAAGAGGCUAUGAAAGCUUUAGAUGAAGAAUAUUCUAAACUUUAUCCUAGCGAUCAAAAAGUCAAAGUUAGUGCUAAUUUAACAGUUUAAAAAAGGCAGGAGUUAUAGAAAAAAAAAGAAUCUUUUCUUAAUGAAAUUAAUUAAUCAGGAAAAUAUAAAAUUCUUUAAGAUAGAUUGAGAUCCUCUAUUAUUAGAGUUUGCAUUGACAAAUUUGCUAAGGAAGGGUUAUUUGUGGGAGUUAAUAAAGAUGAAUAAGACAGACUGUUUGCAGAACUUUAUGUUUUCAUGAUGGAAGAAAUGCAAACAACGCUUGGCGAAUAUGUACUGAAUAAUAAAGAAGACAUUCAUGAAGACUUAUACUAAACCUAUGAUUAAAAUCAAAGGGAUCGAGACGUAGUGUUUCAAUCUUUGAAGGAAUAAGCAUUUAAGAAAUUCAAGCGAUUUGCUGAACAAUAUGAAACUAUCAAUCAAGUCGACUAAGCACUGAAAUACUAUACUAAUAUGGUCUUGGUAGAUCCUAAAUCAGCUACUAUUUUUGCUAAAUAUUGUUUUAAAAUUCAGAGAUUUAAAGCAGCUGAACAAUUAAUCUAAAUGGUCAGAGAACUAGAAUGGAAUAAAGAAAAUGAAUUAUUGAUGGCUUGUCUUUAUAUAAGAAGAGAAAGAUUUAAGGAGGCCACAAACAUUGUUUAAGACUUACUAUCAAAGGAACCAAUAAAUACACUUUUUAAUCUCCUUAUGGCCUUCAUCUACAAGCAAUAAGGAAAUCAAAAUAUGGCUGACAAAUAUCUAAGAUGCACAUAAAGAAUUUUUAUGAGAACCAUGGGCUUAUUAACAAAAGGAUUUCCAAAGCAAUAACCUGAUCCUCAUGUCUUACCAAAUUUCAAAUAAUAAAUGAUAGAACAAUAAGAAAAAGCUAAGAAAGCUCCGGUUUUGACUUAAGAAUAAACUGAUUAAAUACAAUUAGAAUUAAUAGAAUAUUUUGCAUCUCGUAGCUUAUUUGACUUAGCCGAGAAGGCCCUUGUAAAUAUAAAAGAUAAAACAACUCAAAAAAUUAACAUUAUCAAAGCCUUAGAUUCAUAUUUUCAAUGA